Lotus japonicus is the source of this 1775-nucleotide messenger RNA. Its product is annotated as probable E3 ubiquitin-protein ligase RHB1A. The record is from RefSeq and is a predicted model, not a curated record. The transcript has 5 exons. Lineage: Eukaryota; Viridiplantae; Streptophyta; Magnoliopsida; Fabales; Fabaceae. Gene Ontology annotation, molecular function: ubiquitin-protein transferase activity. Bases 485 to 1057 code for a protein of 190 amino acids.
CCCCUUCCCCUAAUGACAAAGAAAUAAGUGAAGCGCGUCGUACGUACACACACACUGUGGUGGACGACCGACCCACCAACAAAACACAACCAACGUAUUCAUUCGUAUAUGGAAUCAAACGUUUCACACUGUAACAUUUUCACAAUCCCUUUUCAUCAAACCCCAUCUUCAUUUUUCUAACUGUAACCGUUUUCCACGCCACAGUUUAGGGUUUCUGUUGUGAAUUUUGAUUCACAUGUUCCUCUGUGUUCGACCCUUUUCUCGGUUUGUCUAAGCGGUUCUUCUUUUUGGUCGUUUGGGUGUUCUUUGACAAGGUGUUUGCACUGUUUUGUUGGGUCUGGUGAUUAAUCUAGGUACUCUUGCGGUAGUUGAGUAGACGCGUAAAUUCUGGUGGCCUCUGGUCCUGUUUUGAUUCCAAAUAACAGAAGAGAAUGAGAAAUUCACUGGUAGACUUGAUUAGAUAACUGAAAAGAACUGCUGGAUAAUGGGAGGUUGCUGUUGUUCUGCUAGAAAACCUCACCUGCAUGGAACACCAGUGUACUACUAUUGUCCACCGACUUUAGAAGAGCGUCAGUAUUUGACCUCCAAUGAUGGCGCGGCUGCUGCUGGAUUGCUGGUUAACUUGAACCUGGAAUCAUCCACACCUGAUACUUACCGGGCCCCUCCCGCACCUCUGCCUUAUGAUAUAGUCCUCGGAGGUCCUGCCUCAACAGACUCGGAGUCAGGCAGAGAAACAGUCAGUGCUAGUAGUUUUGAAACUUUGAUUACAUGUGAAGAUCUCGAAGAAUCUGACGGUAAAGCUCAAGUUAAAUUUGCACCUAUAUCUCCAAGGAAUGCAGAACUAUCAAAAUCGAACAAAUCUCAUACGCUAGUGGCAGAAGAAGAGGACGGGUGUCCAAUUUGUCUUGAAGAAUAUGAUGGUGAGAAUCCUAAAAUUCUGACAAAGUGUGAACACCAUUUUCACCUGUCUUGCAUUCUUGAGUGGAUGGAAAGAAGUGACUCGUGUCCUAUAUGUGAUCAGGAGAUGAUGUUUGACCAGACACUGAACUUAGUUUAGUUGUUUUGCAAGAGUGGCAGUGGCUUGCUAAAUGCGUGAAGGAUAGAUGAAACUCGUUGUGUGAAAACUGUUUAGAUGAUCAUAUUCAUACAGAUUCACUUUCAAUUCUGCGAGCAUGUAAAAGAUCGUUGUUUUGGUGGGCCAAUUCAUUGUGUACGAUCUGUUUGAGAAAAAGGAGGUUUUUGACAGAAUGCUACCCCACAUGGCCACAUUGCGUGUCUCAUUGACUGCAACUCUUCAGGUUGGAAUUUACAUAAACAGCAUUUCUCAAGAUGAAGGAAUUCAUGUUCACAGAAUGGCUUUUCUUUUUUUUGUUUUUCUUUACUGCUUUCCAUUUUCUUGUACAAAUCGCUCAUAUUUAUUUGAGGAGUGCUAUCAACGCACUCUUUUAAGCACACUCUUCAAUACACUCCAUGUGAUUGAUUUAUUUUUUAAAAAGUUUACACAUUUCUCUCACUUGUUAAAGAAUUUGUUGACUUUUCAAAAAAAAAAUCAAUCAUAUGAAAUGGGUUGAAGAGAGUGUGUUACUAGCAUUUCUCUUUUUAUUUUGUUUUUCUAUGUUUAUUCUCUGAAAGAAAAAAAGAAAGUUUACUGGUCUUGUAAAUCAUGUCUGCUUUAAGCUUCAUUACAUUUUCAAUGUAUAUAUUCUGGUGGAUGCUGGGGAUUCCUUCUUUUGUUGCAUGUGCAAUGAUCAUUAAACCUUUUCUUUUCUAUGAAA